This is a messenger RNA of Lachancea sp. 'fantastica', 2544 nucleotides long. The record is from the annotation of a GenBank genome assembly. Lineage: Eukaryota; Fungi; Ascomycota; Saccharomycetes; Saccharomycetales; Saccharomycetaceae.
AUGCUAAAGGAUCCUAAGAAAAAGCCGUCCACGACUGCAAAAACCAAAGAAAUGGCGGAUCAAUCCGGGAAAAACUUCCCCAGUGGAGCCGUUGUCGCCAGGACUCGUUCUAGUAAUGUCGAAUUUGUACCUGCCAAAACCCACGAUAUGGUCCGGUCGCUCUUCGAUCCAACGCUCAAAAAAUCAUUUUUGGAAAUUUUGAUCAGUUUGGCUAUCAUAAGCAAUGUGGUGUUUUGCUACUUUUCCGCAUCAAAGCUUGGCGUCGUUUUCACGAAAUGGCUUUUCCUAUGGCAAUACAUCUUCUGGAGGCUAUGCUACAACGUUGGGAUCGGCGUGAUUCUAUACUACCAAUCCAAAUACGAAACCUUGACGGAGUACGCAAAGCGUCACGGACUCUUCGAUAAGAAAAAUCAGCACUGGUUGGCGCGCUUCUGCCGUUUUGAGAUUGAAUCUAAAAUGCCCACCUCCUACAAGGUCGAGUCAUAUCCAGAGGAAUUCAAUACCUGGCUUCUGUUCCGUCAAUUUGUCGACCUGAUCCUGAUGCAAGACUUCACCACAUACAUGCUAUUCGUAUGUCUGUCUAUUCCUAAGACUGUUUUACCAAGUCACAGUGUGAGCGUGUUGUUGGGAAUCGUUAUGAUUUUGUUCAAUGUAUGGGUUAAGAUUGAUGCUCAUCGCGUCGUGAAGGACUAUGCGUGGUAUUGGGGCGACUUUUUCUACUUCCAGGACUCCAAACUCGUGUUUGAUGGUGUAUUCAACAUUUCACCCCAUCCCAUGUAUUCGAUUGGUUACAUGGGCUAUUACGGACUGAGUUUGAUUUCCGGCGACUACAAAGUUCUCUUGGUCUCAAUCGGGGGUCACUUGCUGCAGUUCUUGUUUCUCAAAUACUGUGAGACGCCACAUAUCGAAAAGAUAUAUGGAUCGGACGCAGUUGAUUCCGAUAAUGCCCAAAUUGACGAACUUCUAGUAAAACAAAACCGCAAUUACUCUAGACCUUUGAUCACUAAAGGUUUUUGGCUCACAAAUUUCGACAAGUUGAGAUUGACAGACUACUUCACUGGCGCUACAUCUCUGGCCAUCGUUGCUCUUGUGUUUACUCUUAGACCAUCCAACAAAACGUUGUUUUGUUUCACACUCGGCGUGAAGCUUGUCACAUCCGUCUUUCUUUCCCUGAUCUUGUACAAACAAUCCACAUCGAAAUGGUUCACCCGACUAUUCAUGGAAAACGGGUACACACAAGUCCACUCCUUCCAUCAAUGGCAGUUCAUUUACAACUAUUCGUUGACUGUUACGUACACGCUACUGGUCUUGCAAACGUUCUUCCAGUUCAGAUCUUUGGAAACGCUCAACUACACGCAAAUCAUUUUCGGGUUUCUACUAUGUUACCUACAGAAGUGGUGCGACGAUGAGAUUUUGACCGCCAUUUCAGAGUUUGGAUGGUUUUACGGAGAUUUCUUCUUGACCAAUUACAUCAGCUCGCGGAAACUAAACUCCCAAGGUAUCUAUCGCUACUUGAGUAACCCUGAAAGAUUUCUUGGCGUUGCGGGUUGUUGGGGUUCCGUUUUAAUCACCGAUUUCUCGUUUUACAAUAUGGCUUUGGCGGUUGUCUGGACAGUUGCGAACUUUGCUUUGGUAAAAUUGGUAGAGGAGCCUCAUGUUAAUAAGGUAUAUGGAGCGAAGCCCCGUAAAAGUGGCGUGUCAAGCACCUUGAUGGGAUUUAAGCCUAUCAGAAGAUUUUCGGAAAUUGUUGACAGAAUGGAAUCCAGGAUAGCGGAGCACUUAACUUGUAGCGAAGCUGUGUUUGAAGAAGAAGAAGAAGACUUGCCUGGUAAGUCAGAGGCUCAGUGGAAUGAAAUGCUGCAGAAGGCCUUGGACAACGCUACUGCCAAUCUUGCUCCAAACUGCGAAUUUAAAGUGGGUGAUGGAACGGCUCCCGCCAUUGAAAUUCCAGGACCCAUUGAGGUACACUGGCAGCUACCCGCAAAGCUUCACGAUGAUAAGGACUGGGUUGGGCUCUACGAAGUCUUAGAGACCGGGGACGACCGGUGCAGAACGAGAAUCUCAACAAAUGGACUGUGGUCAGGAACUACACCUGACUCCUACAGCGACAGUGGUAGACCCGAAAACUGUGUGGUCAACUUCAAGAAAUCUGGUGAAGUGGUAUCCGGCGAUCUCAAAUUUGAUUAUCAAUUGAUGUUCUUCGAGGAAGGAAUCUAUGAGCUCAGAUACCAUAGCAAGAAUAGUCAUAAGGUGCUUAUGAUUUCUCAACCUUUCAGGCUGUCGCUUCCAGAUCUCGACUGUACUUCAUCGCAAACUAUGAGCGAAGGCUUGACUGACUUUUUGACAUCGUGCCAUGCUUACGAGAAUGGGAGAUUUGUCCCUAACAAGAACCAGCACUUUUCCGCAAAGUGCUUCAAGAAUAUCAUCAAGCAAGUUGCCGGUGUUGAUCUUUCGGCGAAAUAUCUGCGCAGGAUCAAUUAUGAUAUAAAUGUGAUAUCCGAGACUGUCCAGGAGAUCAAGACAGUACUGCAAAACUUGGACUGA